CAGAAAAGUGAAGAAUGUCUAUUGAAAGCCAACCCAGCGGAGUCCUUGCAUGUUGUUCAGACGCCAGACUGGUACAUGAGCCCAGGGAGCAGCAUCGGGAUUGUACAGCCAGAAAAUGACUCUGACCCCUUGCCACAAGCAAGUACUCAGAUCCAACUGGACAAUGCCUUUUCCAACACGACUGUCACACUCUCUUAUGUGACCAGGUCUCAUGUCUUUUCUUCCCUCUCGCAGCAUUCCCCACUUUAUGUUCUGCCCAUAAAUGAGGGACUGUCCAUACAUCCUGACUAUGAAGUCAGAAAACUGAUCACGGACACAGGUGAGGUUCAGCUUUGCGUUGACAUGGAUCAAAAUGGCGUACAGCAGGUGUCCGUGCCAGCUGGGAUAGCAACGUGCUCUGAGACGUAUGAGUUUAUUUCACCAGCUGAGGUGGCCGAAAGCGUCGCUGGAUUUUGCUGUCUGCAGCAAGCUCAUGAAAUUAAUGGCGUACAGGAGGUCGAAAGCGUCACAGUACAGACUUUCAAAGCUUUACAGCAGGACAACAAUGCUGAACGCAAGCUGUCUCAGGAUGCAGAGGAAAAUGGAUGUGAACAAAACGGUCAAUCCAGCAACUUUUCGCAGGGCCACCUUACUGGCCCAGAGGAGCAACAGAGAACAAGUGACUCGGAGAUACCGUUGAACCCCGGAAAUGAGGGUCUGGUGAUUUUGCAAAGCAAUAUGAAUUCCGGUAACUUCUGCAGUACGUUAAAUGUGGAAUAUAUUAGUCCACUGCAUGAUCCUGUGUCACCUCCAGCCACCUCACUUGAUGAAAUGAAAGAUGUUUUUGUUCUGCCACAGCCGGCAAAUUCUCCAAGUGAAGCGAAUUCUUUUGGAGAGGAAACUACACACAACAGGACGGAUGAACUAGAUAAAGAGACAUCUGAUCCAGAUGCUGCUGCUUCAGUGACUUCAGAGGCCACUAAAUUACAAGGCAGAGGAAAAUGGACUAACACCGACUCUUUGGAUUUCAACACCAGCAUAAAGCAACACCUGGCAACAAAUAUUCCAGAUGCAUACAAUCCAUUGUCAGGACAGGAUGAUGGUGUGUCAAAGGGUAAGGAAAAGAUAUCAGAGACUUUGAAUAAUAGACCUAAGUUAACCCAUAAUUCUGACUUGAAAGACAGUGUGUUUGCAAGGGAGAAUACUUCUGAUAGAAGAAAACUUCCCCCACGAUCUGGGAGGGGAGUUAGAUUAGAAGCUAUUUUUCAAAAUAUUUACCCUACCAGAUAUAAAUCUAGUCAUAUCACUUCCACUAAAUCUCGUUGUUCAGAAUCUCAGGUUGUCGAGAAGAUUCAACCAUGCCCCAUACAGGAGUUCUCAUCUGAGGACAACCAGCCUGUUCCAGAGACAAUAUGCACCUCUGCAGAGGAACUGCGAUCCAAUGAUGAGACAAAACAUUUACAGGACGAGGUUUCAGAUGUCAGUGACGUAAGCAGAUGUAAAGACAAAGCGUCUACCUCAGAUACCGAAAAUGCAAAUAUCUCUCCUUCUCCAUGCAACCCUAAAUCUCCAGAAAUAACGAAUGAGUUGGUUACGUCCGAUAAAGAGUCAGAAAAAGUAAAACACGACACGUUAGACGAGCCUUCAGAAGCAGAGGUAGAAAAACAGAGCCAGGUGUCAGCGCCAAAAUUACUUCAGAAAACCUCCACCGACCGACGCGAGACAAAUCUAGACGAGAAAGUCCCGUCGACGGCCAAGAAAGGUCAUACUCCGAAAAAGAAACGGAAAAAAAACAAAGUGAGCCAGAGCUCCCCUUUUUCUCCCCAUGAACCAGAAAUCAAGCUCAAAUAUGUCAACUUUAAAGACGACCGAAAGGAAAUGCACUUUGACUCUUUCUCCCCUUUUAUUCGCGUAGAGCUCAAGGAGUACCCUACUUGUACCGUCAUCAACUAUCCUGAGGAAAACGUAAGACUUGAGAAAGGAAAGCAGCAGGUGUCUUCCACUUUAAUUUCCGGCGUAGUUCCCACGACCUCCUGUCUGCAGUACGGUCGCGUCUCCGCGGACUGUACCCAACACAGUUCUUUAGUCUGCUGUCUCUGCGGAGGCUCUGCCAAUGCCCUGGACUUGGGCGAUUUGCACGGGCCUUAUUAUCCGGAAGGUUUCAAACCUGCCUCAAAAGCCCUCGCAAAUGUGAAGGACCUCAAAGAGGACAAUAGUGACUCAGACGCCUCUUCCAUUGCUAGCAGUGGGAAACGUUUGUCUGCCUCAGGCAGCUGGGCUCAGAGGUCUCGCCAGAGAUUGUCUAACGAGGUAUGUCGAGGGUUAGGUCAGAAAUGGACCGGUGACGGCGACUCCAUUACCAGCCCCAAGGCAAAGAGGCCAAGAAUGAACACUGCCACAGAUGACUGGUAUAAUGCUCCCGUGCUGCCUCUCGACACCAGUGAGUACUGGAUCCACGAGGACUGCGCUGUAUGGACGGCGGGUGUCUUUCUGGUGAAGGGAAAACUGUAUGGACUUGAGAAUGCUGUGAAACUGGCAAAAGAGACGAUUUGUUCCACUUGUCAUAAAAGAGGAGCUACGUUGGGAUGCUUUUUCAAAGGUUGUCCUAAUAAAUAUCACUACAGAUGUGCACUUCGCUCGGACUGUGUACUUAAUGAGGAAAACUUCUCAAUCAAAUGUCCAAAGCACAAGAGUAAAUCGAUCAAAGCUUCAUCAGCCAGUCAGCAGAAGAUCAGGUGACAAAGUGGAAUAAGGAGAAAAGGUGAUCUGUACCACUCCCAAUUCCACAGGAGAUCCUCUGUGACCCUGCCCUCCUCUGACCCUCUUCAUCUUUUUAAACGACACCGAGACCUCUUUGGAAGACCGUGACCCCACACACCUUAAUGCAUCGUUCCCUUUGCACUGUCUGCAAUGUCCCUCUCCGUGUGUCAUAUUCUCAAGGCUUCCACAUUUAUCAACCAAUUAAAAAUGGCUUUCCAUUAAUCUAACAGAUGGGGCAUAUAAAAUGAAUCGCACCCACUCCAUGCUGGGCAAAAAGACUUGGGCAAAUGCGCCUGCUCAGCUGGACAAUGCUAACCUUGAGUAUUAAGA
Chanos chanos (milkfish) is the source of this 3069-nucleotide messenger RNA. Its product is annotated as transcription factor 20. The transcript has 5 exons. NCBI's taxonomy places the organism in Eukaryota, Metazoa, Chordata, Actinopteri, Gonorynchiformes, Chanidae. Bases 76 to 2718 code for a protein of 880 amino acids. The record is from RefSeq and is a predicted model, not a curated record. Gene Ontology annotation, cellular component: nucleus. Gene Ontology annotation, biological process: regulation of transcription by RNA polymerase II.